Messenger RNA from Somion occarium, 713 nucleotides. Lineage: Eukaryota; Fungi; Basidiomycota; Agaricomycetes; Polyporales; Cerrenaceae. The record is from the annotation of a GenBank genome assembly.
AUGUCCGCUGGUAACGAACUCUUCCCCAGACAGCUUCAGGAGCUUCGAGUGGUCUGUCAGGCCCUUGGAGAGAAUCUCCGUGACAUACAGACCGCGGUGAUUCAACGUGGCGACCAAGAUGUGACAUUGCAACGUUGUCAUACGGCUUUCAAUAGCAUAGACAGCAGAGUACGAGUACGCACCAUUGCACGCGACACCUACACAACUGCGGAAUAUUUCCGCAUCAAUAUCUUUAAUGUCUUGUUGGGUGACGGCAGCACUGCAACCAAGAUCGGGAGACUUGAUGAAUUUAUCCAGUCCGACUCCUUCAGAAGAAAGUAUCAUGCCCCGGCUCCAGUCUUUGAGGACUCUCAACGCUUGGCAGAUGCUUUAGCAAGGUCUUCUAGCCUUCUGCAGGGUUUCAAUCUGACGGGAAUAAAUAAUCGUUUUGAGACUCUACUGGGUGCACUUAGGGUGUUCAAGGACUUCUACACCCAGGUCGUACAAUACGUCAAGGAGUUCAAAGAUCGCUUGGGUGGAAAUGGAAUCUCAGUUGAGAUUAUCAAGCCAGUCUCCGAUUGGUUGCUUCGAAUCUCUAGGGCUCUUGUGGAAUUUCAAAAUUCCGUUUGAAGCUUGUACUAUUCGCGACUAUCGGCUAUGGUCGAUUUAUAAUUUUUCUGAACCACUUCCUACUAGUAUUCAUCGCUACAAUGCAUUUGCUGGUUUCGUAUAUG